Messenger RNA from Lepus europaeus (European hare), 4089 nucleotides. RefSeq names its product katanin regulatory subunit B1 like 1 (gene KATNBL1). NCBI's taxonomy places the organism in Eukaryota, Metazoa, Chordata, Mammalia, Lagomorpha, Leporidae. The transcript has 10 exons. Bases 135 to 1049 code for a protein of 304 amino acids. Gene Ontology annotation, molecular function: microtubule binding. Gene Ontology annotation, cellular component: nucleolus. The record is from RefSeq and is a predicted model, not a curated record.
GCGGCGUUUGAAUGGCUGUGCGUCGGGCCCGGCGGGGGAGCCGACGGACUCUCUAGGCUGCCGGGCGCGGUCAGUCAGCGCCUGGGCACGGCAGGUGCGCCGAGGUACCAUGAGGCGCAGGUAUUUAAGAGAUUAUGGCAUCUGAAACCCACAAUGUUAAAAAACGGAACUUUUGUACUAAUAUUGAGGAUCAUUCCACUGAUCUUCCUAGAAAAAGGAUCUCUAAUUUCACCAAUAAGAACAUGAAGGAGGUUAAGAAAUCUCCCAAACAUUUGGCUGCUUACAUAAACAGAACAGUUGGACAAGCUGUGAAAACCCCAGAUAAACUACGUAAGGUGAUCUAUCGCAGAAAGAAAGUUCAUCAUCCCUUUCCAAAUCCCUGUUACAGAAAAAAACAGUCCCCUAGCACUGGGGGCUGUGACAUGGCAAAUAAAGAAAAUGAACUGGCUUGUGCAGGUCACCUGCCUGAAAAAUUACGCCAUGAUAGUCGCACAUAUUUGGUUAAUUCCAGUGACCCUGGCUCUUCACAGACAGAAAGCCCAUCAUCAAAAUAUAGUAGUUUUUUUUCUGAGGUUUCUCAGGACCAUGAAACAAUGGCCCAGGUUUUAUUCAGCAGGAAUUUGCGAUUGAAUGUAGCUUUAACUUUCUGGAGAAAGAGAAGCAUAAGUGAACUUGUAGCCUAUUUGGUGAGGAUAGAAGAUCUUGGAGUUGUAGUAGAUUGCCUACCUGUACUCACCAAUAGUUUACAGGAAGAAAAACACUAUAUCUCACUUGGCUGCUGCGUGGACUUGUUGCCUCUAGUAAAGUCAUUACUUAAAAGCAGAUUUGAAGAAUAUGUAAUAGUUGGUUUAAACUGGCUUCAAGCAGUCAUAAAAAGGUGGUGGACAGAACUGUCAUCCAAAUCAGAAAUCAGAAAUGAUGGAAAUAUUCAGAUUUUAAGACAACAAUUAAGUGGGUUGUGGGAACAAGAAAACCAUCUUACUUUGGUUCCAGGAUAUACUGGUAAUAUAGCUAAGGAUGUAGAUGCUUAUUUAUUACAGUUGCAUUGAGAGAUUUCAUCUACUAAACAGCAUUUGGUUAUUCGAGACAUCCUGGGACUAUAGGAUUUCCAAAAAUAGGUCUCUUCUGAGAACUAUGAACUGUGGAAGAAAUCAAAAUCAUUUUUUCUUUUAAAAAGCCACAAAUUGAAACCACUAAUGAAACCCUAACAAUCUACUUCACAUUGAAGUGGAAUAGUAUCCAAAAGGAGCAGCUUCAACUUCAAUGAGGUGAAAGUGCACUAUGAAGAUUGUUCGCCUUUGCUGCAUUUGGGAUCUGUAUGGUUAUUUGAUAACAUUGUUUAAGAACUACUGGGUCUUAAUGCAGUCAUGCAUAAGAAUAUAAUUUAUACUCUGCAAAAAUAAGACAAGAGUUAUUACUAGAAACUACAAAGACCAAUCGUGAUUUUUUUUCAAGAUUGUGUUUUAUAAAAAAACUUAAAUGUGUGCAGCUAUUUUCUUAUGUUGAAAGACUUUGAAAGUGAAAACAUUAAAGUAAAUCAAUAUUAAAAAUGUUCACACUGACAUGCUGUUUAUGCAAAAAUGCCUUAAUUAUUAACUAAGCCAAUAUAUUACGAUACCAAUAUCUGUUUUAAAAAAUUGAAACCAACCAUGCUUCUGGCAUGAUAAAAUCCUGGAAUUAAAUCAGGGGUUUACAUUCACAUAGAAUGUUAUUGUUCAGAUAUAUUCCACACAGUUUUUAAAACUUGAGAAUAUUUUUAGUAUCUCUGAUUUUUUUUUUGCCAGAAUCAUCAUGCCAUGUAUGUAUGUAUUAUCCCUAUAUAAAAAAGGUGAAUAUGUGUAUGAAUGUUUAACUGGAAAUGUCCAUGGAAAUAGCUAAUUUAUAUUCACUUUUUAUUGUAUAUAUAUUUCUAAUAUUUUUCAUUUCUGUAUCAUUUAAACUUUCUUCACUUGAGUAAAUUCACUAAAUAUUUCUAUUUUUUGCUUUUUUAAUUCUGAUUUUGUAUGCAUUCUAAUUUCUUUUCACUACAUGUUUUAAAGAGUUGCAAUGCUUUAGAAUUGUUUACGGUUGAUGCUGACUUUUUAUUUUAAAUUCCAACAUUUUACUACCUCCUAUAAUGGUUAGUAUGAAAUGCCAGCAGACUGUAUGAGGUCAUUUUUAAAAAUUCCACUUAUAGUGUCAAUUAGCCCAAUCCUGGAAUGACUAAACAACUCUAAAUGUUAUCCAUCUUAAAAGUAAUUUGAGUUUAAUACCACUAUUGGUGGUUCAUACAUCAUCUCAUCUUUAAUAAGUCUGACAGAUGCCUGAGCAAAGAUUCUUAAAAAUCAGAUUUCUCUUUAGUACUCCUUCAAGCACUUGAAUUAAAAUCUUUUCACAUUUAUCAAGUUAGUGACUACUGAUAUGGAUCUCCAGCAUCUUUUUUGUUUUCAAAAUGUUACCUUUCAUUGAAUUCUAUUUUUGUAUGGCUGUAUUUCAUAGUUAUGUAUUCCUCACCAUGAACAUUAGUUGUAGUAAUUUGUUAUUUUCUUCAGUGUUUAGAUUUCAGAUAACUGCUUCUGUGAGAGAUGAAUUAUUUAAGAAGUCAUUUCUCAGGAUGUGGAAUUUGGACCAUAAACCUGUGUCAUCUCUGUGAAACCUUGAGAUGAUGAAAUAUAACUUUUGUUCGUUGUUGCUAUGCUUUAGUUAUCACUGUCUUAUCUAACAGUUUGAACCAGUUAACUUGGUUGAAGUAUGGUGCUAUGAGGUUAAGGACAGGAAUUUAAUCCUUUUUUAGGUUCAUUAACUUUACAUACACAAACACAGAGAAACAAUUUUACAAUCACAGAGUUCACCUUUCCGCCAGUAUUCAUCUUGCAUUCAUUUCAAACUGAAAAUCAGUUCUGGGUCACAAGGAAGGUGACAUAUGGAGCUUAGCAUAAAAACCUAACUUCAAAUGGAAAGAUAAUUCAAAUUAUUGGUAUAUAUGAUACUGCAGACUUCAAAAUAAUAUAUUCAAUAGUAGAUAUGUAAAUUCUGUGUAAUGUUUAAUUUCACAGUAUUGAAUAAUAGGUCAAAUAUUUUCUGUAUUUGUCAGAUCAUUAAGUAGUAUCUUCAAAAAUCAACUGUUAGAAAAACGAACUGCUAAAAACCAAGUACAAAUGAAAUAGAGUAAGAAAAAGUAUCUUGUUAACACUGAAUUCUUGCACUUAAAUUUAGGUUUCUUGAAGGCGGGAAGACAAUGUUCAUUUUAUAUACUCAGAGUUAUAUAAGCCAGCAGUCUUUAGCUCACAAAAAUUAGUAGCACACACUCCUACUUUCUGUUCCUGGCCUUUGCAGUUUACCUUAGUACCUACCUCUCUGUUACUCAGUUGUGAUGAUUCAGUGAUUUUAAGAUUCUUGGAUAAAAGAUGUUAGGUAAGUAUUUUUGAAUACUCUGUUGCUACUAAGCUCUCCUCAUGCUAUAGCAUUUCAAUUAGAACAGUGUUGAUCUAUAAAGAGCCAAAGAGUGUUUAUAAAGUGUUUUGACUGUUACUGACCUAGGUUGGGUCAGUUGCUGUCUGUCAUUGCUCAUUUGUUGCUGUGCUGCUAAGUAGUAUACAGAACUAAAGACUUAGCAAGGUCUCUAUGCCUUUGUUAGCUCGUCUGCCUUCUUAGAUAGUCCACAUUUGACUUUGCAAACUUUACAAGUAUAAGGAUAGGUAGUUUAUUGUGGCAAUAGAGGAUUGUAAUCAAGGAAUUUACUUCUAUUAGGGAUAUAGUGAAUGGCUAUUAUGAGUGAUCAUAAUCAUAAUAAAGGUUAAAAGUUAGGAAGUAUUUUCAUAUUUUUUUGGCGGUGAUUUUAAAGGUAAUUUGCACCAGUUAUUUACAUAAAUUCUAAAAUGUGACAAUUAGGAAAUAUAUAUUUAUGUCCAUUUGAGAAGUCGUAAAUAUCAAUACUGUACUAUGAGGGCUACAAAGGAAUUAAAUCCAAAAAUCCAUACUUGUUACAUGUCAUGUCCUUACCUUAAAUAUGGUUAUAUGGGUUUAAAACUGUAUUUCUGGCCUUUGAGAUAGUAAUUUUCUCAAACUUAGAACAUUUCUGUAUUUUGUAAGUUACUAACAUACUCAACA